AUGGACCCGACCAUGUCGACCCAAGAGCUGCAGCUCUGCCAGCACUUGAUAGAGCUUCCGAGGCGACACGGUUCUCGGUACAAUGACGCCGCUCGUCGCGACCUGCUACACAACCUCUUCUGGUCUAUGGCUGGAGGACGGCCCGAGUACCUUCGCCUGUUCUUUCCAGACGGCAAGCUCACGCCGCAGAGCACGUUGCAGCUUAGGGAAGCACAAGGAGCUGUCGACGGCGCAGAAUACACCGAGGCAGCAAGAGGCAAGGCUUGUGGUCACAUCUUCCGCGCUGGCGAGGCUACGUAUGGCUGCCGUACCUGCUCUGCCGACGACACCUGCGUCCUCUGCAGCAAAUGUUUCGACGCCACCGAUCACGAAGGCCACCUAGUCAAGAUCACCAUAUCGCCAGGAAACAGCGGCUGCUGUGAUUGCGGGGAUCCUGAGGCUUGGAAGCGUCCCAUAUUCUGUACCAUACAUUCCGAGCGUGACUCGGACCGGUCCAAGGGAAAAGGCAAGGAGGCAGCCGGCCUGCCCGAUGACCUCGUCAAAAACGUGCGCAUGACGGUCGCCAGGGUGCUGGACUUCAUUUGCGACGUCAUAUCCUGUUCCCCGGAGCAGUUGAGACAGCCCAAGUCCAGAGAGUCCAUCGAGCAGGAUGAGAAGUCGUCACGCCUCAACUCGGUCUACAAUGGCGGAGAUCUGGAGUCCCCGGACGAGUGGGCAGUCCUCCUGUGGAACGAUGAGAAGCAUACCGUGGACGAGGUACAAUCCCAAGUGGCCCGGGCCUGCCGGAAGAGUAUGGCUGAGGGAUACCAGAGGGCUCUGGAAACGGACAGCAUCGGACGCAGCAUCCUUAUGUACAGCAACGACAUCGACCACCUCCUCCACGUGGCCAAGAUUCUUGAGCAGAUCAAGGUUACCGUCACAAUCCGAUCCUCUCGCGACACAUUUCGCGAACAGAUGUGCGGCACGCUGAUCGGUUGGCUCAAUGACAUUGCCGGCUGUUUCGUCGGCUCCGAUGGCAGUCUGCUCAGACAGGUCGUCUGCGAGGAGCUCCUCAUGCCGUGGAGAAAAGGAAGUCCUGCCGCCCACGCCAGCAACUUGCCAGAUAUCGAAGACGAGGAACUCCUUGAGCAGCAGCACGAGGAGAAUGAGACUGCACGCUUUUUCCUGAGGCGCAACCGAAUUAUUGCACGGAUGAAUGCUGCAGGCGGCGGAGUCACGACAACCACAACCUUGGCCAACAUCCUGGACGACUCAGAUGAUGAUGGCAACCAGACCCCUAUGAGCGAUGAGGAGGACCAUGACCACGAUGAUGAUGACGACGACGUCGACGAUGACGACGAUUUGGAUGGCGAUGUAAUGAUGAUUGACGCGGGAACCGCCGGCGGCGGCGAUGUCAACAUGUCCGACUGGCGGACCGAUGCCGCUGGGGACGCACUCGAAGAGGAGGAGGCCACCAUGGCAGGAUAUCCACCUCCUCCACCGCCGCCACCACCUGCUCCUAGACGCACCACGCGAGAUCGAGAGCUGACGCCGUCGGACUCGGAUACCGCUGAGCCUUUGAUCGCGCCAACAGUGUACGCAAAGGCGAAUUUAGAAAUACCUAAGACGCCUGGCCCGAACAAGGCAGACAGCUCAGAACCCCCGCGGCCCGGCCGAUACUGGGUAGAGAUGCCUGCGGCCUAUAUGGAACCUGCAAAGGAGCGCCCCUAUGAAGAUGUUUUCGAACGGGUGCGGCUUGAUUGGCUUAUUCUCUUUGAUUUGAGAAUGUGGAAAAGGGUCCGGCAAGAUCUUCGGUCCCUGUACAUAUCCACUGUAGUCACCAUUCCCGAGUUCAAACGGAUACUCGGCCUGAGGUUUGCUGCCCUCUACACUUUGCUCGCUCAGUUGUAUCUGAUCGGAGAUCGCGAGCCUGAUCAUUCUAUCAUCAACAUCUCCCUGCAGAUGCUGACAACUCCGUCUAUCACCGCCGAAGUUGUCGAACGGGGGAACUUCUUGACCAACCUCUUGGCCAUUUUGUACACCUUCUUGACAACAAGACAGGUGGGACAUCCGUGGGAAGUCUCAUCAAGUGCGGUUCUGGGGUUUGAUACAGGUUCUGUCACCAACAGGCGCAUGUAUCAUUUUUAUGUUGACAUCAAGUACUUAUUUGGAUCACCGCACGUCCAAGAGCGCAUGAGGACUGAGGAGAGGUAUCUAAUGCAGUUCCUCGAUCUAGUUAAGCUUCAUCAAGGAAUAUGCCCUAACACAAGGGCGGUGGGUGAGCAUGUUGAGUAUGAGACCGACAGCUGGAUCGGAGCGUCUCUGAUGACGCGUGAGAUCAACUCCCUCUGCAGACUGCUAGCCGACUCUUUCCGGAAUCUUCCUGCGCACGACUCCCAAUAUGUCUCCAAAGCUAUCAGGUUGACUGCUAAGAACGUCAUCAUCAGCUCGAUUGGAGCCGAGCGUGCAAGAUUUACGCAGGCGGAGGUCAAAGAUGAGGUUCGCUUCAAACCGCUCACCGAUUUCGAAUUUGCUGGCGAAUCCGUAACCUACAAUGUCGUCAAAUUUGUGGUCGAGGAGCAGCCAAUCAGCUUCCACCAUGCUCUGCACUAUACUUUAUCCUGGCUCAUUGAAUGCGGGAAGCACAUGUCAUCUCAGCAGCUCACUUCAGUGCUGAGCUUCACCACACAAGAACUCAAGAUCCAGCCACGGUCUAUGGGCCGUAAGACCAUGCCCAAACGUGAUUAUGCAUCAGAGGAUUAUCUGAUGGCUGCAUUCGACUACCCGCUACGAGUCUGCGCCUGGCUGGCUCAAAUCAAGGCUAGCAUGUGGGUUCGAAACGGUAUCAGCCUACGACAUCAAGCCGUCACGUACCGGAGCCAGCUCCACAGAAACCAUACCCAUCAUCGCGAUAUCUUCUUGCUACAGACUGCUAUGGUCGUUUGUGAUCCCAGCCGCGUUCUUGUCUCUAUCGUAGACCGUUUUGGGAUGGAGAAAUGGAUAAAGGGGUUCUUCGAGCAAACUUCCGAAGGUCAAGAUGAGACGCAACGUCUGGACGUUAUCGAGGAUAUGAUACACCUACUCAUCGUUUUACUAAGCGACAGAACGUCCUUGCUUCCGACUCAGGAUGAGCAUGAGACGCAUCUCAUGGCCAUGCGGCGGGAUGUCACUCAUGUCCUCUGUUUCCGGCCUCUAUCUUUCAACGAGAUUUGCAGCAAACUGCCGGACAGAUUCCACGAGCAAGAAGAUUUCCAGAGGGUCCUCGACGAGGUUGCUACCUUCAAGGCGCCUGAAGGAAUAUCAGAUGUUGGCACGUUUGAACUGAGGCCUCAAUUCAUCGAGGAUAUCGACCCAUACAUUGCGUAUUAUAACAAGAACCAGAGGGAAGAAUCAGAGGCUGCUUACCGUAAGAUGAUGGCAAAGAAGACAGGAAAAGCUGUCGAAGAUGUUGUUUACGAGCCAAGAUUGAGGCCCAUCCCAUCUGGAGCUUUUGCUGGAUUGGGUCAGUUCACCAGCACGGGAAUGUUUGCACAAAUCAUCUACUAUUGCCUACUGUAUCCUCUGGUUGCAGCUAAGCUUACCCCUGACGUCCCCUUCACCCGCGUUGAGGCAUUCUUGCAAGUUGUAUUGCACCUGGUGCUCAUUGCAAUUGCCGAGGACAAGACCGAUGAGAAGAAUUCUCAAGAUAAUUCUUUCAUCUAUACGGCCCUCAACACACCAGGUCGUAGCAAUUUCUUACAGGAUGCACCCACGGCAAAGACCAUAGUCUCUCUACUGGAGUUGAUGUCUGACAACGAAGGAAUGAAGGCGUGCCAGCCGAAGAUCACGUUGAUCCUCAAGAGGAUGAGACAGAAGAUGCCGACACAUUUCGACUCGGCGUACCAACGACUUGGGAUACCCAUAGAUAGACUGGAUACGGCGUCUCCUGCCAGCACACAGAACGCCGAUGAAGAGCGCGAACGGAAGAAGAAGGCUGCUUUAGACCGACAAGCCAAAGUCAUGGCCCAGUUCCAGCAACAACAGAAGAGUUUUCUGGAAAUGCAAGGGGAUAUCGAUUGGGGUGAUGAGGAUAUUGAUGAUGUCGACGAGGCACAGCCUAUGGAAGAACAGAAGAACUUCUGGAAGUACCCCAGGGGGACCUGCAUUCUCUGCCAAGAAGACACCGAUGAUGGACGUCUAUACGGCACUUUUGGGUUAUUUCUUGACAGUCACCUGCUUCGACAGACAGAUUUCCAAGACGCCGAUUUCGUCCGAGAAGCUGCAAAUACCCCCAUCAAUCUAGACCGAUCGGCAGAUCCAAUCCGCCCGUUUGGCCUGGCACACGAAAAUCGGAAGAUGGUCGAAAAGGUCAACGCAGCCGGAGAGAGCUUCCUUGCCGAGAAGCAAGGCGUCGGUAAGGGGUUUCCCGCAAACCUGUGUCGGCCUGGGCCAGUAGCAGUUUCCUGCGGUCACAUUAUGCACUACAACUGUUUUGAGACAUAUAUCGAGGCCACUUCCCGUCGCCACGUCCAUCAGAUUGCGCGUCACCAUCCUGAAUCGCUGGAGCGGAAAGAGUUUGUUUGCCCCUUGUGCAAAGCUCUUGGAAAUGCGUUCCUCCCUAUUACCUGGGACGGCAAAGAGGAAUCCUAUCCAGGUGUUCUGCAGAAUCCGGAUGACUUUGCCUCGUUUCUCGAAAAGCCGGCGGUACCGGCCGGCUACGCGAACCAGUUCAUGGCGGGUCAGCAAGCUUUCGCAAAUUACGUGAAGGCAAAGAUGCCAGAGAGCCUGGCCGAUGUGUCUUCCCAAGCGGGAUCGGAAUCGUGGGAGCCUGUGGGCUCACAGUCUGCGGGUGUCGGUACUCCUUUCAGUGACACCUUCUCAGCGGUGGCAACGCCUGACUCCAGCGUUCGGUCGAGAAGUCCGGAAACGCAGAGCAACGACAAAGUUUUGAGGCGAGCUCAUCAACGACUGCGAGAGACUCUUCAGAGCAAUAAGCUUCUCGCCAGUGCAGGGUUCGACAUCAAAGAGGAAGAUCUUGGCGGCAACUGGGCUUUGACCCGUGCUGUUGGCUACUCUAUCUCGGCUACAGAAAUCGCACAGAGAGGCGUCGAAGCUCAAUACGGAAUGACUUUGAUCGAGAAGAUUCCAGAGCAGACACUUAUCCAGCUUCGUAUACUUUCCGAGACCGUAUCCUCCUAUAUCUCCAUUGGGGGCAUGAGGUAUGGCGGCGAAAACCGGAUUUCGAACGAGUUUCUCCGGGAUGCUGAGCGACAGUAUACCCAGCUCUUCAUCGCAGACUAUAUGAAUCAGGAGACUAUCAAAGGCACCCGGCCGAUCGACGAUUUCCAGCCGAUCUUGAGCGAGGAUCCCUUCAUCUUCAUGUGCGAGAGCGCGUUCAGCGUUGCUGUCUCUCACAACAUGGAUGUCAACAACCUUCUUCGGCUUUGUUACCUUGCCGAGAUCGUAAAGACGGUGUACCACAUCUCACGUAACAUGCCCAUAGGCCGGUGGCUCGAGCAAAUGGUUCACCGCGAUCCGGAGGACACGGCCCUGGGCAACUUUGCGACAUUCUGUAAUUUUGUCACCCUGACGGGCAUAAAGUGCAGUGAGGAGAUCAACGAGAUAGCCGACGAUGUACCUAACGUCGGUUUCGAUCAACCGUGUAUGGAUAGCCUGGCCAAGUUCUACGCCUUCGUCAAGAAGUACGCUCUCGUCUUCCUUCGCAAGAGCACCAUCCUGCUUCACGUCCACUAUGGCGUGGAUUUCAACAGCUACGUCCCUGCGGCGCCUGAGGAGGAUGAGCUGUCUCGCCUCACGGCAGCACUACGCGUCCCGUCCUUUGACGAGAUGUGUGCAGCGUUGACACCGUAUGCCACAAGCUGCGGCUGGUCCCCACGCAUCGAGCCCAUCGUGCGCGGAUGGGUCCGGCAUCAAGUGCACCACCCUGCCCCUGUCCCGUCCGGCAAACGCGAAGGUCCCCACGUCCUGCCCCCCUCUGCCCAGGUCAGCCACCCGGGCAUCUUUGAGCUCGUCGGCCUGCCCAAGAACUACGAUACCUUGAUUGAGCAGUGUGCGCAGCGUCGCUGCCCCAGCACCGGCAAGGACGUCGCAGACCCCAUCGUGUGUCUGAUGUGCGGCGAGAUAUUCUGCGGCCAGACCAUUUGCUGUCUCAAGAGCUACAGACCGGAGGGGCCUGGCGAGCAGCAGCGGACAAUGAAGAUCGGGGGUGCCACCCAGCACAUGUUGUUCAAAUGCCAGCGCAACAUCGGCCUCUUUAUCAACAUCCGCAAGUGCUCCAUCUUCUACCUCCACCGCGUCAGCGGCUCCUUCAGCAACGCGCCCUACAUCGACCGCUACGGCGAGGUCGACGUCGGCCUGCGCCACGGCCGCCUGCUCUUCCUCAACCAGCGCCGCUACGACGCCCUGCGCGCCAUCUGGCUCUCGCACGGCAUACCCAGCUUCAUCAGCCGCAAGCUCGAGGCCGACAUCAACAACGGCGGCUGGGAGACGAUCUAG
Neoarthrinium moseri is the source of this 6474-nucleotide messenger RNA. RefSeq lists its product as uncharacterized. The record is from RefSeq and is a predicted model, not a curated record. Gene Ontology annotation, biological process: protein ubiquitination; ubiquitin-dependent protein catabolic process via the N-end rule pathway. Gene Ontology annotation, molecular function: zinc ion binding; ubiquitin protein ligase activity. The transcript is spliced from 2 exons. The coding region runs from base 1 to 6474 and encodes 2157 amino acids. Gene Ontology annotation, cellular component: cytoplasm; ubiquitin ligase complex. Lineage: Eukaryota; Fungi; Ascomycota; Sordariomycetes; Amphisphaeriales; Apiosporaceae.